AUGUUAACAGGUCUACAUUUAGGGGCUAUACUAGCGUCGGUGUCACCAGCUGUAGUGGUACCUACUGUAGUGACACAGGAUGCACACGGUUUUGGAGCUAAGAACCAGAUAGCACUCCUAGUUGGCAAUGCCGGGGGUUUGGACACAGCCUUCACCGAGGGCAUGUUCGGUGUAAUAAAUAGUGCCAUUUUCUACCCUUCCUCGUUAACUUAUAGAAUAGUAAAAGCAGCUCUAGCAAUAUUCCUAGGCAUUGGCCUUGGUAUAUCGUGGGGAGUUUUAGCGGACUUUAUACCGGAUCACAAUGACCCAUAUGCUCCAGCAGUGCGAAGUUUACUUAUUUUUGCCGGUGGUUAUCUCGUCACUUGUGCAGGCGGAUACUUCGGUUGGGGCGGUGUGUAGCCAUCUACGAGUCGUGCUGCAACUUCAGUUAGAGCACCUUCCUGUAACAACGCCUAA
Diatraea saccharalis (sugarcane borer) is the source of this 456-nucleotide messenger RNA. NCBI's taxonomy places the organism in Eukaryota, Metazoa, Arthropoda, Insecta, Lepidoptera, Crambidae. The record is from the annotation of a GenBank genome assembly.